AUGGCGCUCUCUUCGUUUCCGCUGAUUAAUCCCUCUACUUCUUCUUCUUCUUCUUCCCACUCUCUCUAUUUCCUUCUUCUCCACUCCCAGCCCCACUUCUCUAAUCCUUGUAGAGCUCUUAAAUUCAGAGUUUCCUCUUCUUACCGGUCGGCCCAAGUUGACACCCAGCAACACCCCCAACGCGUCAAAAAGGUAGCUUUUGAAAUCACUAAGAAGAAGAAUAGAAAACCCAAGCCAAGCUUUUUAGAGCAAAUCCGGGAUAAAUGGUCUACGAAACUUGGCUCUCCGAGAGAGAAAUUUCCAUGGCAAGAACAGCAGGAACAAGAAAGAAUAGAUGAUGAUGGUGGUAGUGAUGCAGAGGAAGAGGCUGAGAUAAAAGUUGAUGGUAAAGCAGCAUCAAAGGGUGACCACCCAGUGGGGCUUGGUAUGCAAAGGAGAUUGAUUUCGGCUCCUUGGUCUCAUGGAACCAAAACCCACAGCCGAAAUUUUAAUGGGUUCGAAGAGCAUUGUGAUAAUCGUGUUGCCAAUAGUGUUGAAAAAGCUCAAACUUUUGAGCAAGUUGAUCGUAAUUCUGGGUUUCAAAGAGAAUUCGAUGCAAAAAGUGACUCGGUUUCUAAGGGGGAUUGGAAAGCGGAGGAAAAAACUAUGUCUGUAGACGGAAAUGGCGUUUCUUUGAGUGAAAUGUCCUCUGAGGAUGCCAAGGAUGUCCUUGACGUGGUGCAUUACCAUUUGGAUUCUAGCCAUUCAGCUGGUGAACCUUCAAAGAGAAGAGCGAAAUUGGAUUAUGCGGAAGGAAAAAAAGGGAGUUGCAGGAGGAAAAGCAACACGGACUUGGCAGAGCAAAUGGUUCCGGAGCACGAGUUGCAAAGACUGAGGAAUGUUUCUUUGAGAAUGCUGGAGAGAAUUAAAGUGGGAGUUAAAGGUAUUACCGGGGAAUUGGUAGAAACCAUUCAUGAGAAGUGGAAGUUGGACGAAGUGGUGAAGUUGAAGUUUGAAGAGCCUCUUUCACUUAACAUGAAAAGGACCCAUGAUCUUUUAGAGACGAAAACUGGAGGUCUAGUUAUAUGGAGAUCAGGUAGCUCAGUAGUUCUAUACAGGGGAAUGGCCUACAACCUUCCUUGUGUGAAGUCAUAUGCUGGAAAUAAUCAGUCUAGCAAGAGUGGUUUGCCAGACUCUGAAGAUGUUAUGCCUAAUUCCAUGAAUGAAAUAGGCGUGAAUGGUGUGGGUGAAACCACAGAAUCUUCUGUUUCCAAUGAGCAUCCAAAGGAUCCAUCUAAAGGAGAACCAUUGGACUUGAGUGAUCUGAACAGCUUGUUAGAUGAGUUAGGCCCACGGUUUGAAGAUUGGUUAGGCCGGGAGCCAUUGCCUGUUGACGCUGACUUACUUCCUCCGGUGGUACCUGGCUAUAAGACUCCAUUUAGACUGCUUCCACAUGGGGUAAGACAUUGUCUAAGUAACAAGGGAAUGACGAAAUUUCGCAGGCUUGCAAGAACAGUGCCUCCACAUUUUGCCCUAGGGAGGAAUAGAGAACUGCAGGGUCUAGCUAACGCUAUGGUGAAGCUAUGGGAGAAGAGUGCUAUAGCAAAGAUAGCCAUCAAACGUGGAGUAGAGAACACAUGUAAUGAGAGGAUGGCAGAGGAACUCAGGCAACUUACAGGGGGAACUCUACUAUCUAGAAACAAGGAAUUUAUAGUCUUCUAUAGGGGUAAUGACUUCCUACCACCUGCUGUGACAGAAGCUUUGCGAGAGAGGAGAAAUCUGAGAGAUCUGCAACAAGACGAAGAAGAACAAGCUCGAAAGCUGGCCUCAGCCUCGGAUUCUAUUGAGUUGAAAACCAAAGCAUCUAGUGGUCAACUUGUUGCUGGAACUCUUGCUGAAACCGUGGCCGCAACUGCUCGCUGGGGAAAUCAACUGACCAGUUUAGAUGUUGAAAAAAUGUUGAGAGAUUCAACUUUGUCUAGGCAUGCAUCCUUAAUUAAACACCUUCAGAACAAAUUAGCUCUUGCAAAAGGAAAGCUUAAAAAGGCUGAGAUAGCUUUGGCAGAGGUGCAGGAAAAUCUGGAACCAACAGAUCUCCCAGAUGACUUGGAAACCUUAACUGAUGAGGAAAGAUUUUUGUUUCGCAAGAUUGGUCUGAGCAUGAAACCUUACCUGCUUCUGGGGAGGCGAGGGGUUUAUGAUGGCACCAUAGAGAAUAUGCACUUACACUGGAAAUAUCGAGAAUUGGUGAAGAUAAUCGUGAAAGGAAAGAGCUUUCAGCAAGUAAAGCAUGUAGCAAUUUCUUUGGAAGCAGAGAGUGGAGGAGUGCUAGUAUCUUUGGAUAAAACUACUAAAGGCUAUGCAAUUAUUGUGUAUAGAGGGAAAAACUAUCUAUCCCCUCUUAAAAUAAGACCUAGGAAUUUAUUGUCAAGAAGACAGGCUUUGGCUCGAUCAAUUGAACUACAGAGGCGUGAGGCAUUGCAGCAUCAUAUAUCAGACUUACAGGAGAGAAUCGACUUGCUAAAAUCUGAACUAGAGGAAUCAAGAAGCAGGAAAAUGAUUGAUGAGGAAGGAAAUUUGCACUCAACAGAGAAUGAUUCUAAUCUUGUCAAUGAUGAUGAUGAUGAUGGUGAAGAGGCAUAUCUUGAAGUAUAUGAUAGUGGCAAUGAUGAUAACUCCGAUGGAGAUGCCUGAGAAGAAGGCAAUGGUCCUCUCUACUGCCAAUCCAAUAUGGAGAUGACAGCCAAAAAGCAUGCAUGCUAAAGGUUUGAGAUUGUGUUUUUUCAAUUUAUGUUUUAUACUGUAAUUUUUGUAGAAAGUUUAGAUGAACCUUAAUCAUGCAUCAAGUUUUUGUUAAAAAAUUUACCUAUUCUUCUCACUCCUUCAGGAAGUGGGAUUGUGAUGGUAGUGGUCUAUAAUGUUUCUAGUUUUAUAUUUAUCUAUUUUGAAGGAUGUUUUGUGUUUUAUUUCUGUUUAGUCUUCUAGGUUUUUGAAUAUGUACAGUUACAAAUGUAUUUUGUUUAAUGUAAAGAGCCCCUUAAACUUUUAUUA
Messenger RNA from Ziziphus jujuba (common jujube), 3030 nucleotides. Its product is annotated as CRM-domain containing factor CFM3, chloroplastic/mitochondrial. The transcript has 8 exons. Gene Ontology annotation, molecular function: mRNA binding. The coding region runs from base 1 to 2673 and encodes 890 amino acids. The record is from RefSeq and is a predicted model, not a curated record. NCBI's taxonomy places the organism in Eukaryota, Viridiplantae, Streptophyta, Magnoliopsida, Rosales, Rhamnaceae. Gene Ontology annotation, biological process: RNA splicing, via transesterification reactions.